Molecule: messenger RNA, 5737 nt
Organism: Somion occarium
Lineage: Eukaryota; Fungi; Basidiomycota; Agaricomycetes; Polyporales; Cerrenaceae
Source: the annotation of a GenBank genome assembly
CUCAACUGCUUGGACGCGUCCUACACGCGUCGGAGGGCUGCAAAUAUUAAGUGCACUCUGCCUUAUUUAUUCUUCACUGCACAAUGUCGCAAGGCGAGCGGAUGCCCUCGACCCCGACCAGGGUCGACAUCCCGCCGGGUAGUGAUGCACCAGGACCUCCUACUUCCCCAGAACCCAGCACUAUGGCAUCUGAGUCGUCUGCCACAAUCCGUAUUCCACCUGUGAAAAGGCCUGACCGGCGACUCUUUAUCGACGCGCCACAGCUGCCGACUGAGCAAAAGACAGAAUAUGCGGAUCUCGGUUUGGCUCCAGAAGAUACCUUUCGGAAUGAUAUCGACGAAGUUGUCGGAGAAUAUGAAGAGGAUGACGAAUUAUAUUACUAUGCACGGCUAUCUGACGGCGUUGCACACAAGUUUCCAGCACGCUGGCUGAGGAGAGAGCAGCCAGAGCUUCUCGCUGCCUAUGAACGCAAGAAAGCCAGACGCUCCCUUCCUCCAUUCGAUCCUUCGGCACACUACGUUCACCCUGCCUCCCGUGUUACCAUGAUCUUGAAACUUGGUGGCAACAGGAAGCGCGGUUCUCGUAGUAAGAGCAUAGAUUUCGAAGGUCCCUUGACGGAACUAGAUGAGAGUGAUUUCUCCCAAGACAGUGAAUCCUCUACUGUUGCAAAACGGAGAACCAGACGGAUGCCCACAAGAGCUAGUAAACAGACCUCUGCUCCUUUACCAUUCAGUCCAAGGAAGACAAGAUCGCGACAAGUGUUCCUUUCAGAAGAGGAGGACUCUGACGAACUUUUGAUUGGACCAACAAGAAGAUCGACUCGCAGUAGGAAGAGCGUUAGGGAUAACCUAGAAGACGCAUACUACGUGGAGGACUCUGACGAAGAGUCCGAUGCUUACGCUCCUACAACAAAAGCGAAGACCGCUAAGGUCAAAAAGGCUCGGCCGAAAGCUUCACGUCCAGCCUAUGGUCGUGUUCGCCCAGUGGCAGAUCUCGACUAUGAUUCUGACGAAGACGCCAAAGCCCUCCGCGCUCAUAGAAGUUUCUGUGAGAAGUGUCAUAGGCAACCAACGCAUAUAUUACUGGCUGCUUUGAGGAAAAAGAAGGGCAAGAAGAAACGCAAUGAAGACGACGAUGAAAACGAUGAAGAGAAGCUUGCCGGAUUGGGCGGAUGGGUCCAAUGUCUGAAAUGUCCUGUUGCCGCUCAUUGGGGUUGUCUGGCUAAAACUCAGCGCGACGAGAUUUUGAAGGCUACUUUGGAACGAGACCGCGCCGCCUGGCGAACCCGUCAAGAAGGGAAGGAUCCUUCGGACCAACUACCAGAUGAUGACCCCGAACCUAAAAAACGUGACGGCUUGGAUCCAGAUUCCACGACGGAGUUCAUUUGUGGAUCUUGUAUGAAGGGCGGCGUAUGUAUGGCGUGCAAACAGGUUGCGCUUGAACCAGAUUCCCUUCGUCGUCUCGACGACGCGACUGCGACAUCAGUUGCUCCAAAACUCAACGGCGCCGCCCUUGAGAAUGUGGAAAUGGUAGAUGGAGCAGCUGAAGGCGCAUCAGACUCCAAGACCAUGGACGUCGACGGCAUACCACUCCCGAAAGAGCCAGAAACACUUCUCUUCCGAUGCAUCACCUGCAAGCGGAUGGCUCAUUAUGAACAUCUGCCUCAGCCCGACCCUGAUGAGGAAUAUAGCCCCGCUGAGUUGGCGGACUAUUACCAACGUACCACGCAAUGGCAAUGUGCAGAUUGUGUAUCGUACGUCUACAAUGUGGAACACAUUCUUGCUUGGAGACCUUUCCCGGAAAAUGCUGUGGAACCAUCCAGACCCGCUGGCGAACCCCCCAACUACAAGUCUCCUUUACCACGAGAAUAUCUGGUAAAGUGGGUGAGCAGGAGUUAUCGACGCACACAAUGGGUACCUCACAUGUGGCUCGUGGCGACUCAUCCGUCCAAGUUGAGGAAUUUCCUCACUGGUGGCUCGCAUGUCGAGCUUCUACCGGAACCUGCUACGGAGGAAGUGGUUGACCGAGCUGCGGACGGAGACUCGUUACCGGCCUUCGAGGCACAAGACGAGGAUCAGACCAAUGGAACUCCUACCGUACAACCGUCAGCUCCGUCUGACGCCCUUCCAGAUGCGGAACGGCGCAUUCGACCUGCGUGGAAGACCGUUGAUCGUGUUCUUGACAUCUUGCUUUGGUAUCCUGAGAAACGGCUUCGGAAAAAUAAAGCAUUUGGGAGAAAGGUGAAUCAGGCCGAUGGAGAAGAGCCGGACGAAGAGCAAGAGCGCAUUGCACAAGAAUACGAUGCUGCAUUUAGGGACGGGGAACAGCCAAGUGCUGACCUGACUGAAACGGUAGAAGAGUGGGAGCGACAUAAGAAAUGCAAGCUCGAUGAGAAUCACAUUGGUCUUGUCGUCUGGGCAUUUAUCAAGUGGGAUGAUCUUGGAUACGAAGACGCGACCUGGGAUUCUCCACCGAAGGACGGUAUUCCAGGGUAUAUAGCUUUUCAGGACGCAUUUCAUCGUUUUAUCACUGCGCGAUCUGUGGAGGUGCCCAUACGUACUGCUAAAGAAGUGCAGGUGUUCGACAACCGGCCGAAGGACGGAUUCAGGUCCAAGCACGCGUUUACUACAAACUCAAUGCCUCAACUAGGUCAGAGUCCUCAACUCAGUCUCAUGCCAUUCCAAGUGGACGGCGUAAACUGGCUAUGCAAUAAUUGGUGGAAUUUGCAGCAUUGUAUUUUGGCCGACGAGAUGGGCUUGGGCAAGACUGUGCAAGUUGUCACGUUCAUCGGUGUCAUCAUGGAACUCCAAAAAGCAUUCCCCGCUUUAGUUGUCGUACCCAAUUCCACUAUCACGAACUGGGUACGUGAGUUCGAACGGUGGGCCCCUCAUCUCAGGGUUUGUCCCUUCUAUGGUGAUGCAAAAGCACGCGAGAUCAUCAAGAAAUACGAGUUAUGGCAUACUGAAGUUAGCAAGGGCACUACUAGUGCGAUGUAUCACGUCCUGGUUACAACCUAUGAGACGAUCAAUGGCAAGGAGUUUGGUCCGGUGUUCAGACAGAAUCCACGUUGGGAAGUUCUGGUUGUCGACGAGGGUCAAAGACUCAAGAGUGAUUCCAGCCUUAUUUUCCGGAAGCUGAAAGAACUAAAAACCAUCCAUCGUGUCAUACUCACUGGUACCCCGUUGAACAACAAUAUCCGUGAACUGUUCAAUCUGAUGAACUUUCUCAAUCCUGAAGAGUGGAAUGAUUUGGAAAAUCUGGCAAAGGAGCAUGAAGUGCUUACGGAUGAAAGCAUCAAGGAACUUCAUAAUAGGUUGAGACCGUACUUCUUGAGGCGCAUCAAGUCUGAGGUCCUAGAGUUACCGCCAAAGAACGAAGUGAUUGUGCCCAUCAGCAUGGCUCCUCUGCAAAGAGAGGUCUACAGAUCCAUCCUAAGUCAGAACAUCAAUCUCUUGAAGACACUGUCGAUGGCUUCCGGCCCCAAAGUCAACGCAGCCGCACAAAAGACAAACAUGAACAAUAUUUUGAUGCAACUGCGGAAAUGUUUGCAGCAUCCGUACUUGGUCUCUCAGGAUAUCGAGCCCAAGGGCCUUUCGCCUCAGGAGGCUCACGAGAAGCUCAUUGAUGCGAGUGCGAAGUUGCGGAUUUUGAGGACCCUCCUACCUAAACUCAAGGCCCGAGGACAUAGGGUCUUGUUAUUCAGCCAGUUCGCCAUUGCCUUGACCAUCAUUGAGGACUUCCUGAUCGGGGAAGGAAUGAAAUACCUCCGCCUGGACGGAAGCACGAAGCAGGUGGACCGUCAGAAAGGCAUGGAUGAAUUCAACAAGCCAGACUCUGACGUGUUCAUCUACUUGCUAACAACUCGGGCUGGGGGAGUGGGUAUUAACUUGUGGAGUGCCGACACUGUCAUUAUCUUCGAUCCGGACUUCAAUCCUCACCAGGAUUUACAAGCAAUUGCUCGGGCUCAUCGGUACGGACAGAAGAAGACAUGUCUUGUGUUCAAACUCAUGGUCAAGGACUCUGCAGAAGAGCGUAUCAUGCAAACGGGCAAGAAGAAAUUAGUUUUGGAUCAUCUCAUUGUACAAAAGAUGGAUGAUGACGACAAAGAGGAUGUACAAUCGAUCCUCCUAUUCGGUGCUCAAACUCUCUUCGAAAACGGCGAAGCUCAGGCUUCUAAAGAGAUCCAUUACUCUGAACAUGACAUUGACAACCUCAUUGACAAGACAGAGAAGGAGGGGAACGAAGUCGAUCAAUCCAGUAAUAAGGAAGCGUUGUUCUCUUUCGCGAAGGUUUGGUCCGCGGACAAGGAUUCUCUCGAGGAGAUGUCCGAUGAAACCGCGGUACAAGCUGAGCAGGUGGAUUCCUGGGCACAGACACUGGAACGUAUCGCAGCUGAGCGCCUUCAAGCACAAGAGCAAGAAGCUACAGGUCGUGGUGUGCGACGAAAAGCCGCCGCUGUCUUCCCUCAAACUCUUGCUGAUCUAGGAGAUACACCAACGAAAGAACAUAAGAAAAGCAAAAAGAAGGGCAAAGGCAAGGCCACAGCCUCGGAUGACUCGGAUUUCCAUGCUCCCUCUCUUGCAGCGUCCGACACUGAAUCACAACCCGGUUCUGCGGCGGACGAGCCGUUCUUGCCUGAACUUCCUGACCUCUCAUCCGCCAAGCGCCAGAAGCAGCGAAGUCAUGAUCGGGAGCUUGCACCUCCUCUCACACCAAUUCUGAGCCGUCCGUCGCCGAUGCCUGAACUUUGUGGGCUAUGCGGUACUGUUCACGGCCAAGACGGUUGUUACAUGACCGAAAGUCCUGAGAACCUCGCCGAAUACAGACGAAUACUUCUAAGCCAUGCUGGCGAUGAGACGAUCGAAGAACGCCGUGCCGCAAUAGCUAUCAUCGAUGAGACGCUGUACAAGCUCGGCAAGAUCCACCUUAUUUAUGGCCAACCUCUUCAUAUUGUCGACGUCUCGAAAUACCCUCAACCUUUCCGACGCCCUGAGCCAGAUACCACUGCGAGGGUCCCAUCUUCCUUUAUGCAAAACGUUCAGACGUCCAUGCAAGCUGCUUCACGCUCUACAACAACUCGGCCGCUACCAAAACCGAAGAAGAAAGCCACAGGCCAUCUUGCACCUAAGCCGUCAACGUCAACGACACCAUACCCCGCACCUGUACCUAUACCCAAACCUAUAGCUCCUGCACCGGCUGCCGUUAACAACGCUGUCGCUGGGCCUUCGAGUUCGAAACGACCACUAUCACCUCGUCCUGUUGACUCACCGUCGAAGAAGGUCAAGCAGAACGGAGUUCCGAGAUGCACAAUAUGUGGUGGACGUCCUCAUGCAGAGAUCAAACGAUGUCCGGUAAUUCAGCUAGGUAAUGCUGCAACAACCAAGCAAGAGAUUGUACGAUUGAGACAGGACGCAGCGAAUACGGAUCUGGUUCAUGAUCUGAGCAAAAUUUAUCACAAGCAAAAGAAACGGGAAGCACUCGCGAAGCCUCCUGACGUUAUGGUUUUGAGUGAUUGACGUUAGAAUGGAAAUCUUCCCUAUACCUAUAUUUCUUGUGUGUAUGCUAGAGUUACCAAUACCCUACACAUUACAGUAGAUAGCUGCAUAUUUGUAUCCUACAUCUUUACUCAUCUUGGGAUUCUCAUGUUUCAUCAUCAUCUACUUCUUCGUCUCUAUCAUCCAGCAACAACGCCUUAAAUCGUCCCGCCGUUGCUGAUACCGUCGCCGUCGGGCUUUCG